AUGGAGGCCAGAUGUCAAUGUGGUUCAGUGACCUUCAAGACUCCCCUCCCUCAGCCUCUGGCGCUCUACAUCUGCCACUGCGAUGCUUGCAGACGACAAACUGGUUCAGCAUUUGGCACUUCUGCCAUAUUUCCUCGAUUUGAGCUGCCUGACACAGACCUACUGAGCGUUUACAGUCGACCUACAGCCUCAGGGCAUCAGCUUUACUGUUACUUCUGUCGCAAAUGCGGAACUCGUCUCAUUCACUCAACGCCAUCAAAGAACGUCAUCUCCGUGAAAGGAGGAUGUCUUGAUGGUCUGGACUGGAAGCGAGCGAUUCACAUCUGGACCAAGACAGCCAUGGUUCCUAUUCCCGAAGGAUCUGAAACGCACUCUGAAGAGUCCGGCUAUACGGACUAUGGAUCAACUCAGGAGGAGCUGGAUCAGCCUGGGGAUCUUGUCGGAAGCUCGGGUUGUAACAUGCCUGUUAGUCAAAGGGCUUCAAGCUCUGCUGGGGUGAAUGGUGAUGAUAACAUGAGUGGAUGA
Molecule: messenger RNA, 525 nt
Organism: Fusarium tjaetaba
Lineage: Eukaryota; Fungi; Ascomycota; Sordariomycetes; Hypocreales; Nectriaceae
Product: glutathione-dependent formaldehyde-activating
Exons: 4
Coding region: 1-525 (174 amino acids)
Molecular function (GO): carbon-sulfur lyase activity
Source: RefSeq, a predicted model, not a curated record